Archocentrus centrarchus (flier cichlid) is the source of this 3486-nucleotide messenger RNA. RefSeq names its product collagen, type IX, alpha 1c (gene col9a1c). The transcript is spliced from 38 exons. The record is from RefSeq and is a predicted model, not a curated record. Bases 151 to 3000 code for a protein of 949 amino acids. Lineage: Eukaryota; Metazoa; Chordata; Actinopteri; Cichliformes; Cichlidae. Gene Ontology annotation, molecular function: extracellular matrix structural constituent conferring tensile strength. Gene Ontology annotation, biological process: extracellular matrix organization.
ACUUGAGUUAAUUCCUCAACAUGCGCAGGUAGGACUGACAUCAAGGGAGGGAAUUUCAUGUCCGUGGCUCCUUCUGCUUCUGCAUCUUACCGCUGACUGCCUCUCUGCCGAGCCCUGUCUGUGUCCUGUCACGGAACGGGGGAGUGAAACAUGGCCCUCUGCAUCUCUGGUUUGAGGAGAAAGCAGCUGUGCCAUCUCUUCAUGUCGGCUUACUCCCCCGUCUGCGUGGCUCUUCUGUCCUUCCUCCUCGCCCCGGCUCUUGGUCAGCUGGACCUGAACAGACUGGAUGGUGAUUCCGUCUGCCCGCCAAUAAGAAGUGGCCAAGACGACCUUCCAGGGUUUGAUCUGAUCACCCAGAUCCAGCUGGAUGUGCUUCAGAUGAAAGGUGUGAGGAAGGUGAACGGCUCCACAACCCUCCAGGUGGCCUACCGCCUCGACAAGGAGGCCAACUUCCAAAUUCCAACUGUCCUGAAUUUUCCUCGCGGCUUCCCGGACGAGUACUCCUUCAUGACGACCUUCCGCAUGAUCAAGAACACAGUGAACAAAGUGUGGAACAUCUGGCAGAUAGUAGAUGAAGAUGGCUACAAGCAGGCAGGACUGAGGCUGAAUGGUGACGAGCAGGCUCUGGAGUACUUCCUGACGGGCGCAGAUGGAAAUCUGCAGACGGUCACAUUCCCCGGCCUUUCUGUGCUCUUUAACACUAAGUGGCACAAGGUGAUGAUCGGUGUAGAGCGUGACCAGGUCACGCUGUAUGUGGAUUGCCAGCCUGUUGAUCAGAAACCCAUCAAGGGCAAAGGCCCUAUCAACACAGACGGAAACACUCUUAUUGGCAGGCUGGAUGCUGAUCCCAACGCCUCCGUAGUGUUUGAGCUCCAGUGGAUGUUGAUACACUGCGACCCAAAGAGAGCCCAGAGAGAGAGCUGCAAUGAGCUGCCUGCCAUCGAGAUGUAUGCCAAUGCUGAGCCUGAAAAAUCAAUCCCAGGCCCUGCAGGUGCCCCUGGCCCAGAGGGCCCCCGAGGGCCCCCGGGAGAAAACGGCAGAGAUGGAAGAGAUGGUCUUCCAGGACCUCCUGGCAGUCCUGGCGUUCUUGGCAGCAAAGGGGAGCAGGGGGAGAUCGGUCUUCCUGGACAGCGAGGCCUGCCUGGUCUUCCAGGACCUGCUGGUCCAAUUGGCUCAAUGGGUCCCAGAGGGCCUGUAGGAGAGAGAGGACUUCCUGGCUUUCCUGGACCUGCAGGUCCUCCUGGCCCAGCAAGAGAAGGACCUCCUGGACCUCCGGGAAAACCAGGAAUCCCAGGGGAUGAGGGGAACAUUGGACCCGAGGGUCCACCUGGACCUAGAGGAGGACCUGGCGUUGCAGGGCCUCCUGGCCCUCCCGGCCCACCGGGGCCUGUGGGACCUCCCGGUGCCAGCAGUGAGGGAAGUGGGGAAGCUUGUCCUGCUUCCUGCCCUGCUGGACCUCGGGGACUGCCUGGGCUACCAGGGAUGAAGGGACACAAAGGUGUGUCAGGUGAACCUGGAAAAGAUGGCGUGCCCGGAGAGAAGGGAGAACCUGGGAAGCAGGGUCCCCAAGGGCCACCAGGUCGCAUGGGAGAUGAUGGACAAAGGGGGCCCAGUGGAGUCCCUGGAAGUCCAGGAGAGAAGGGAGACAGAGGUUCCCCUGGCUUCAAUGGUGUCCCAGGACCCACAGGUCCUCCUGGAGCUCCUGGUGUGGAGGGAAUGCGUGGACGUCAGGGUUUGCCAGGGCCUAAAGGCGAUGUUGGAGCCAUGGGCACCCACGGACCACAGGGUCCUCCAGGGGAAAAAGGAGAUGCUGGAGAGGCUGGUAAGAAUGGCUUGGAUGGACUUCCGGGAAAUGAUGGCACCAAGGGAGAGCCCGGUACUCCUGGAGCUGUCGGUAUCAGGGGGAUUGUGGGUAUUCCAGGCCUGCCGGGGAAGCCGGGAGCAGGUGGACCCCCUGGCGAAAAGGGCGACACUGGUGCCGAGGGACCUGCUGGACCAGUUGGACUUCCUGGAAAAACUGGUGAGUCUGGAAAAGAUGGAACAGAUGGAAAACCUGGGGAUAAAGGAGCAACCGGUCAAAUGGGAAAACAAGGGCCAGUGGGCCCUGCAGGUCCACCAGGAAUCCAGGGUGAGCAAGGACUUAAAGGUAACACUGGUGCCAAAGGAAUGAAGGGCCAUACUGGGCACAAAGGUGAUCUGGGGCCUAUUGGACCAGUGGGACCAAAAGGAAGUCAGGGGGGGACAGGACUGCCAGGAGAUCCUGGGACAAAGGGAGACCAAGGCCCUCCCGGUGUUCCUGGAAUCAAAGGAGAGCAUGGGGAGAAGGGUCAAAGAGGAGUUACAGGAGCUGAUGGCAGACCAGGCCUGCCGGGACAUGAGGGUUUGACUGGUCCAAUGGGAGCUCGAGGGCUGGAGGGAGAACCCGGCCUUCCUGGAACACCAGGCCCAAGAGGUCUACCUGGCCCAAAAGUGAGUGACGAGAAGCUGCGGGAAAUGUGUUCAGCUGUUGUUGAAGAGCAAUUAGCUGAAUUUAUGAAAGAGUUCUUGAAGAAGCCAGCAGCUAUUGGUGCCCCUGGUACCCCUGGACCAACAGGUCCUCCUGGACCCCCUGGACCAGCUGGAGCAGCAGGAGCAGCAGGAGCUCCAGGGCCAAUGGGUCCCAAAGGCCUUCCGGGCUACUUUGGACUUCCAGGCACACCAGGCCAAAAAGGUGAUGCCGGGGAGAGGGGAGACAAGGGAGACAGGGGAGAGGAUGGUGUGGGAAUCAAAGGAAGCCAAGGCGCACCAGGUGCACCGGGUGCACCUGGGGCCUCAGGCAUUGGAAAAGAUGGCAAAAACGGAGAGCGUGGUGAGACAGGUAGUCCUGGUGUCCCUGGAUCUGCUGGUCCAAGGGGGCCUCCAGGACCACCCGGCCUUUGUGACCCAUCAACCUGUAUAGGCAGACUUCCUCCACUUUAUAUGGUUGGUGGGAAGAAAUCCACUGGCUACAAAAACCCAUGACACAUCCCAGCUCAUGGACACACCCCAAAUCUCAUCUUGCCAGUGACCACAUUUCAGGACUUGUCACAAGUCAAAGCACGGUGAUCUUUGGAAGUCUCCAUCAGAACCACGGCUCGAAGAGACACACAGGGAAACAGAAAUGAGGCACAACUGCAAAGUACAGUACAGACAUUUUAACUUGUGAUUCUAAACCGAGUUUACCCAUCAUUCAAUGCCAGAGCAACUUCGGGCUGACGAAAGGCCUGAGGCACACAAGCUGACCCCCCCACUGCAGAUAUUCAACUUCAAUUCUACUCUUUUAGCUAAUGUUAAAGCCUAUUAGGUGAGCCAUAUUAAAGCAAUCACGAGCAAAAUCUUAUGGUGAGACUAAAUUAUACAAAAAAACCCAAAAAACAUGCGUUUGCCUGAUUUUGUCAUAUCAGUGGUCUUGUUCAAACACUGCAAUAAAGUGUUAUGUUUUGAAAGUGUGCCAUCAUGAAAUUCCAC